Dendrobium catenatum is the source of this 774-nucleotide messenger RNA. RefSeq names its product NADPH:quinone oxidoreductase. Gene Ontology annotation, molecular function: oxidoreductase activity; FMN binding. The transcript has 3 exons. NCBI's taxonomy places the organism in Eukaryota, Viridiplantae, Streptophyta, Magnoliopsida, Asparagales, Orchidaceae. The record is from RefSeq and is a predicted model, not a curated record. Gene Ontology annotation, cellular component: cytosol. Bases 9 to 581 code for a protein of 190 amino acids.
UGGCGAUCAUGGCGGCGAAAGCAAUCAAGGUAGUGGCUAUAAGCGGCUCUCUCCGCAAAGCCUCCUUCAACAGCGGACUCAUCCGAAGCGCUGUGGAACUCUCCAGGGAGUCUAUUGACGGGAUAGAGAUCGAGCACGUGGACAUCUCCGAGCUUCCCUUGCUCAAUACUGAUCUUGAGGUUAACGGAACUUACCCUCCCGUCAUCGAGGCUUUCCGCAGAAAAAUAGUUGAAGCUGAUGCUUUCCUGUUCGCUUCACCGGAGAACAAUUACUCCGUCGCUGCUCCUUUGAAGAACGCAAUUGAUUGGGCAUCAAGGCCCCCAAAUGUCUGGGCAGGCAAGACUGCAGCCGUUGUGAGUUCAGGAGGAGGUUUUGGAGGUGGCAGAUCCCAAUACCAUCUUCGACAGAUUGGGGUUUUCGUGGACCUCCACUUCAUCAACAAGCCUGAAUUAUUUGUUGCGGCGUUUCUGCCUCCUCAGAAGUUUGAUCAAAAUGGAAAUCUCAUUGAUCUGGAAAUCAGAGAGAAGCUUAAGCAAGUUCUGUUAUCCCUUCAGGCAUUUACCCUCAGGCUCCAGAAGUAAUGCCACUCACUUGUCUUUAUUUAUUCAUGAAAUAUGUUGCCUUUUCUGCUUGUAAGUUUCAAUGAAGCAUAAAACUAUGCAGGAUACUAUUAGUGCCAAAUAAGGCUUCAGCUUAUGAGGUUAUUAAGGGAAAGAGUAAUGUGGAAGGAAUUUGAAAUUUAUUUUUCUUAUUGCAUUCCUUCACUUUAUUUUA